CCACCACUAUAUUAAUACUUCAUCAGAUAGCACAAGAGUUCCUGCAUAAUCAUCAAUCCUGCUCUCUCUUCUCUCUCUCUCUCUAGACUAUGGCUGAGGUCCAACAAAGUAACAACUCAUCAUCAGGGAUCAAGCUGUUUGGAGCUACCAUCUCAUUGAAAGAGAGUUCGAAAGCAAACAACGAUCGUCAAGAACCUAGGAAAUCCGAUCAAACGGUGGAUAAGAGGCCAGACAAGAUCAUUCCCUGUCCCAGGUGCAAAAGCAUGGAAACCAAGUUCUGUUACUUCAACAAUUACAAUGUUAAUCAGCCUAGACACUUUUGUAAGGGUUGCCAGAGGUACUGGACUGCCGGCGGAGCCCUCCGCAACGUCCCCGUCGGUGCAGGUCGCCGCAAAACUAAGCAGCUAUACAGGGGUCUAUCCCAGGCGGCGGCCGGUUGCUUGUUUGAUGCGUCGGCGGCCGGCGUGAAACAGUUGGAUUUCGACGCGGUGGAGGAGUGGCAAGCGGCGGAGCACCUUUUUAUGGCCAAGAGGAGGAGAUGCGCCUCCAGUGGUUGAUCAUGAUCUUCCAGUUUGUCUCGUAGUUCCAAGGAAAAAAAUUAAAAAAGAAAUUGCCAGUUGUCUAAUUAAGCUACUUGUUGUAUAUAUACCCCCGCCAUGUCCUAGCUAGUUGAUGAUUUUUAUAUCCUGUUGGUAGUUUUAGAAUCAAUGGCGUAUGCUAAUAAAGAUACAUGAUCAACGGUGGUCAUAUUGUCAUUGAUGAUGAACUGGUCCAAUGAAUACGGGAUCCCCGGUAUUUAUAAACCAA
This is a messenger RNA of Sesamum indicum (sesame), 807 nucleotides long. NCBI's taxonomy places the organism in Eukaryota, Viridiplantae, Streptophyta, Magnoliopsida, Lamiales, Pedaliaceae. The record is from RefSeq and is a predicted model, not a curated record.